AUGUGUCGGAGAAGUGCCAUGCUCUACCGUAUGCUUUCAUGUGCUCUUCUGGCCUUGCUUGCCGCUACCUUGUUCGUGCGGGCCGCCACGAUAAAGAUGCCCGCGAACUCGGAUAUCGCCAAGCGCGACUUGCCCAAGUGGGAUUGGACGAAAGACAAGGUUUACGGCACGAACCUCGGUGGUCUAUUUCUUCUCGAGCGCUGGAUGUAUGAAGACUGGAUGGUCGAAAAAGGUGGUGACGAUGCAUGGGACGAGUACACCAUGUCGAAGAACGUGGGCGAUGGAAUGUAUGACAUUUUGAACGAGCAUUUCGACUCAUGGUUCACGGAAGACGAUAUGGAUACGCUCGCGGAUGCUGGUGUGAAUAUGCUUCGUAUUCCUAUCGGCUACUGGCCGUUUGUCUCUGCCGACGAAGCCGGCGAGCCAUACAAGACCGCUUCGCAUCUCGACAAGCUCUCGCAAAUCAUGAAGUGGUCGCAAGACCGCCACAUGUAUGUGCUUCUGGACCUACACGGCAUGCCUGGCAGCCAGAACAACGACCAGUCGAGUGGCCGCAACCACACGUCCAACGACAACAAGCAAGUCGCCGACUGGUACAGCGAUCACAACCAGCGGUUGUCGCGCAAAGUCGUGCACAAGAUGCUUGAUUGGCUUGACUCCCAACCGAGCAAGUCUGUGGUGGCUGGAAUCACGACUGUGAAUGAGCCCAAGGUGUAUGACAACGGUGACUACCAGGGCAAGCUCUUCGACUUUUACGGCUUUAGCAUAGAUGCACUAAAGCCGCACGGCAUUCCGCUGAUUGCGCACCACGCCUUUGUGAGCAACCCAUACGGCUACUGGCGCGACUUUGCGCAGAAGCAGGAGACCGGCACAUUUGUGCUGGAUGACCAUCCGUACCCUGCGUGGUUCCAGAGCCCUGAGCCUACGGACGAGGGCCAGAUCUUUGGCAGCGUGUGCCGAUUCCGCGACUCCAUGGCCAACUUCCCUGCGCCCGUGCUCAUGGGCGAGUUCUCGGCCAUCUCAGCUCUCGACAAGGACGACUGGGUCGAGCGAUACGUCAAAACCCAGCUCAAGGUCUACGGCUGGUCAGCCGGCUCCAUGUUCUUCAACUUCAAAAUGAAGGAUUCAGGUCGCCGCAUCCUGGGUCUGUCAUCGGAAUCCAACAAGAAGUACUCGAUGCUCAGACUGAUCGAGGACACGAUCCCCAACCGCGAUACGUCCAAGUCUGUCAAGGACUGGACGAACAGCCUCAGUGACGAAUGUGGCGACGACCCGAACAUUCACUGGUAA
This is a messenger RNA of Malassezia restricta, 1290 nucleotides long. Its product is annotated as cellulase (glycosyl hydrolase family 5). Gene Ontology annotation, cellular component: cell surface; extracellular region. The coding region runs from base 1 to 1290 and encodes 429 amino acids. The record is from RefSeq and is a predicted model, not a curated record. Gene Ontology annotation, molecular function: beta-glucosidase activity. The transcript has a single exon. Gene Ontology annotation, biological process: glucan catabolic process. Lineage: Eukaryota; Fungi; Basidiomycota; Malasseziomycetes; Malasseziales; Malasseziaceae.